GUGUAAAUGACAUCGUGGAGCUGCGAAUGCUGAUGAGAUGAAGCUGCUGAUCUUGUGCUUAUUAACUACCGUCGCGUUUGCCAUGCCUGGGCCAGGACUCCUCAAAAUCCCGAGGGUGUAUAAUGCUGUGAUUACGAGCAAUCAGAAUCUAUCGCCAUCGCGAGCGUUCCCUGUGAUACAACCGGUCAUCCAUCGAACCGCCAUCGGCUACGUGCCGCCAUUCUAUUACACGCAGAUAGCACCUCACUUUGUCGGGCCGGAAGUGGUGCAUUAUCCGUUGCUCGCCAAUGGUAAAGCGGCCAGGAACGAUCAAGCGCAGGCCUCCUCCUCAACGUCGCAUCUAGUCGAGUCGACGAGCUUCGGUGUUGCGAAGGAACGUGAGGAUACGGCUAUCACCGAUCGUGCGAAGGAAAACGAUCGAAAAAAUGGCGAUACGAAGAACUCCGCGAAGAAGAAAGAGCAGGAGCCAUGGAGCUUUUACCCGAACUAUCGUUCCUUUUACUACGAGCCGUAUGUCUAUACGUACAACGGUUUCAAUCCACAUCUCGUACCUGGCACUUACUACAUCGAUUACCGACCUUACGAGUCUGUAGAAUCAAUCCCAUCUACCACGCCGAGGAACGUCGAUUCCGAUCACCUAUUACCAAGCUUCCACGACGAGAAGAGAACCCAUACGAAAAACGUCAGAGAAAAAAUACCAGAUGUACCACCACCACCUCUUCCGACUUCCAUACCGAAGAGAUCUUGA
Messenger RNA from Cyphomyrmex costatus, 748 nucleotides. RefSeq lists its product as uncharacterized. Bases 38 to 748 code for a protein of 236 amino acids. The record is from RefSeq and is a predicted model, not a curated record. NCBI's taxonomy places the organism in Eukaryota, Metazoa, Arthropoda, Insecta, Hymenoptera, Formicidae. The transcript is spliced from 2 exons.